This is a messenger RNA of Botrytis fragariae, 2508 nucleotides long. RefSeq lists its product as uncharacterized. The transcript has 4 exons. Bases 1 to 2508 code for a protein of 835 amino acids. The record is from RefSeq and is a predicted model, not a curated record. NCBI's taxonomy places the organism in Eukaryota, Fungi, Ascomycota, Leotiomycetes, Helotiales, Sclerotiniaceae.
AUGGCAAACGCAGCUUCUCCCCUCCUAGGGUUCGUUAAUGGGUCAAAGAACUUGUUUCCACCCAAGUCCAUGGAAGAGACCAGAAAAAUGAUCGAACAACUGUGCAUCGACAUUGAUUUCGCCCACAAGGUCGAAAAAUUGGAUAAGUUCGUCGGUGGCAACAAUACCGCCAUCUUAUUCACUUGUCUUCCUCUCAAAGCAACGACUGAAGACGAACGAGUCUCCUGCGUGUUACGUACUUCUCUAGAAAAUCAUUUCAGAGGAAACCCCCCUGUCGAUAUCUGCAUGAAGUCGGAAGUAUCUAUCACUCAUUACUUCCGCCAGAAAAGGAACCUACCAAUUCCACUCGUUCUAGCAUGGGAUUGUACCUAUCAAAAUAGCAUCAAAUGUCCAUAUUCUCUUUUAGAACAAGUCAAAGGGGAAACAUUGGAAUUUGAGUAUUUCAAGCUGAAUUACGGUUUGCAACACAAGACUCCGCGGAACGCUCGCGUGGAACGUCGUUGCUUAUACGCCAGAUGCGUUGCCGACUUUGUGGCUGCGAUGGAUAAGACUGAACUUCCGGGAUACGGAUUUUUCGUCGCUCCCGCCAAUACGCCACAUAAGGGUAUCAAAGUAGAAGGCGAUUUCCAGCUAAGUCGAGAUUCCAUCGAUGGUAUUAGGAUUCCCUCGGAGCCGAAUUUUCUUAAUUGGGUCAACAAUAUUUUGAAUGCACAAAUGCAGAGAGCUUCUGAUAUCUUCCUCAAGUUAUCGCCGGUUGAAGUUUGGAAGGUUCAGAAGCUUCGACAGAUAGGCUCGCAGAUGGCAGAGAAGGGGUUAUUGACAGAUGAACCAGCCGUAUUAUGGCACGCAGACUUCUACCCGAGGAAUAUCAUGGUCAAGAGUCCUAAGAAUCGUGCAACACUCACCGGAGUUAUAGAUUGGGAUGAAGCCAGGGCAUUCCCUCGCCUUGUAGCCAGGAAACCUCCCAGCUGGCUCUGGUCCAUGAAAGAGAGCCCCUUAUUACCAGAUGAAAGUGACACGAUUGCAGCUGCUUUCUACGAUCAUAUGGAGAUACUCCGUCCAGGAUAUAAAGACGACGCGUGUAUGCCUAUUAGAAAGGCAGUUAGAGCUCUCUGUAUGUAUGCAGUCUUUGGGGUAAAUUUUAAGCAUUACCUUGAGUUGUCUUUUGAUGGUUUGAUGUUUACUGAUGUCGCCUACAUGAACACAGAAUCACAGCGUUUGGAAACUGUCAAUAUGGAUCCUCCACUUACCCGCAAUCCACACGUCGAGUUACUCCCCCUGGUUGACGCACCAGUCUAUGGCGGAGUUGGGAAAGACUCACCACCCGAAAAGAUAGGCAAAAUGAUUCCAUUUCCAUCUCCACUGAGCUCCGAUUGUGAAAGAUUGCUCAAUGCACUACUCUUGCAACAUGAACACCCACAAACUGCUGCGUAUGUUAAAUCCAAAGGGGGUGGAAAUAACAACUUGGUGGUAUUCACAUGCCUAACAAGUCCAUUUUAUGCACUCCUCGAGUACUGCAUACGGACCCCUCGAUAUAUUUCUUUUUCCCAGAAACGCCAAUAUCCAAUUUGUCAGCCUGUCAAAACUCUUGUAGCAUUGACACAUCAAUUCGGAGUUCUUGGAGUCGGUUUGCCUAUCCCUGAGAUCCUUUUUUAUGACUCUGGUUUUGAGAACCCUAUUUCUUGUCCAUAUGUUGUCAUGCAACUGAUAUCUGGGACCACACUACAGAAACUAUAUCAAACAAUGCAACGAUCACCGAAUGUUUUCCCCUUUGCACUGCAAUACUGUCAACUUGCGCGUGAAAUAGCACAUUUCAUUGCUAAGAAGGAAAGCGUUAAAAUUCCAGGCUAUGGCGUCCUCAGAAAUGUAACAGAUACGGAAAUCUGGAACAGGGAAGAUCCAAAUGCUUGCUACGACCUUGCAGUGGACGAACUUAGCUUAGCGGGUGAAAAAAUUCCAAAAUUCGUCUUCCACCAGUUCAUCCGUGAGUUGGUGACCAAAGAAACGCAAAAAUGUAUUAAUUUAGAGGCAUCGGGGCAGAGAUAUCAAGGCGAAAAACUCGCAUGUGUAUGGGCAGAAAUGGCUAUGAGAGAUAUGCUCAACGAUGAAGACUCGACACUUUGGCAUCCAGAUUUUCAUCCAAGAAAUAUCAUGAUUGUACGACAUAAGAGUGAUAUUCUUCUAUCUGGUGUUAUCGAUUGGGACAAUUCUUUGGCUCUACCGCGUAUCAUGACAAGAGAGCCUCCUUCCUUUCUCUGGAACCAGCCAGGCGUUCUUACACAGCCAGAGGCUGAUGCGGUGAAACAAGCAUUCGACGAGACUGUAGAGCAAUUGGUCCCUGGAUAUACAGAAGAUGCAUACUCCAGACCUCGAGUUCUCAUUCGAGCAUUGGGCAUGUAUUCAUUAUAUGGUCCCAAAUGGAAGCAUUAUGGAGAGAUCUCUUUUGACGAAUUCCUACAGGAAUGUGAAAGAUUUUUCGCCCCUGAUCUACUAUUCCCCAUUCUAUGA